This is a messenger RNA of Aspergillus aculeatus ATCC 16872, 1104 nucleotides long. RefSeq lists its product as uncharacterized. NCBI's taxonomy places the organism in Eukaryota, Fungi, Ascomycota, Eurotiomycetes, Eurotiales, Aspergillaceae. Bases 1 to 1104 code for a protein of 367 amino acids. Gene Ontology annotation, molecular function: O-methyltransferase activity. The record is from RefSeq and is a predicted model, not a curated record. The transcript has 5 exons.
AUGCAGACUGCGAACGCCAUCCUCCAGUAUCCAGACUCCGAAGAGCCUGAACAUUGUGGUUGGAAUAUCCAGACCCGAACCUCCGAGCCCAUCUUCCGAGCCUUAGCCGGGAUGCCCGACCGUGCAAGCCUCUUCGCACAGGCCAUGAUCUGGCAUGCCCAGGAACCAGGAUUUUCGCCCCGGUAUCUCGCCGAGGUCUUCCCAUGGGAAAGCACCAGUACGCUGCUGCCCCCUGUCCGUGAAAUUUCAGCGAUAGGUGACCCCGACGACACAUGCGAUCCCACCACCCCUCACAGCAAGCCUUUCACUAUCGUAGAUGUAGGAGGUGGCCUAGGCCAUAUCUCACGGGCCUUGCUGGCGCACUAUCUGAGUCUGUCUGAAGCGGAUAGACACGGCCAUGGGACUCAGGAGUCAUGCUUAGGCCAAUGCGAGCACGAAACCGAUCCGCGCGAAAAUCUCGCCGUCCGUCGCCGCCACCGCCCCGUGCAAUGUAUCGUUCAGGAUGCAGCGCAAGUGGUAUCCCAGGCCCUAUCUACAGCCCAAGCGCAGACAGCAUCCAACGCCAACGACAUGGUCGAAUCCCGGAUCGAAUUUCAGGCUCACGACUUCUUCCACGAACAGCCGGUCAAGGGCGCCGACGUGUACUUUCUCCGGUUGGUCCUCCACGACUGGUCUGAUAAGUAUGCGCUGCAGAUUCUCCGCGCGUUGAUCCCCGCCCUCGAGUCGGGAGCGAAGGUCGUGGUGAAUGACCGGGUGGUGCCGGGACGCCAUGAGGUGCAUUAUCUGGUUGAGAGGGAGACGAGGGAUCACGAUAUGUAUAUGUUGGCGUUUCAGAACGCCCGGGAGCGCGCGCUGGAGGACUGGACGGCGCUGUUCGGGGCGGCGGAUGCGCGGUUUGUGCUAUCGGCGGCGCAUCGCCCGGCUGGCUUGUGGGAACUGUUCAUGAUCUUCUCCUCUCCUCACCAGCAAGAGAUUGAGAUCGGAGCUACCCAGUCAAACGCUAUCCCCAGAGAAUUGCACCUCAACAUCAAGCAUACUUCUCAUUACACAUCCACUCCACCCUCAGAUCCCAUCCGCCACAGCCCCAAGGAUCAAACAUGUUAG